UUCGCGACCACAGCUCACGAAAAACUCAAUCUGUUACGUAUUCACAUACGUUUUCUAUGAAUGAUAUCCCCUUGAAGCAAUUGCAAAAUAUAAAGGAUGAAAUCAAUCAAAUAUAAAUACUAAAUACCGCUAUAAAUUACUGAUCAUAUAUUUCAACCAGAGGUCAUGUAACAAAACAUUCUUAGAUGAAUGACCAAAAGGAUUCUAUAUAUAAAUAAGAAUAAAGAAAUGAAAAGAUAGAAACAUUGACGGAGGACGGAACAGUAUUUCUCCCUCUGACGUCGCAAGCCGAUGACCUUUAAUACAAUCAUUGCACAGAAUAAAUAAAUGAUUACUUAAAAUAAAAAUAAUUCGGGACCAUGAAGGAGCCCACAUACCAAUGAUUAGAAAGAAACUCAGCUUUGCGACGUUAGAACAGGGUUAAACCGCGAGGACGAGUAACGCACCCUCUCAAAAAUGACGAAAUCUUGGAAAUUUCCACGUAUAUAUUGAUACGAGUCAAUCUAAGAAUGAUGUGACUCCGAUUGAAAUAAAUGAAAAGACAAACGAAGAAUGAAAUACAAAAGAGAAAUCAUAAUUCUGAAAAAUAGAAGCAAUUGCAAAGUAUAAAUACCGCUAUAAAUAACUGAUCAUAUAUAUCAACCAGAGGUCAUGUAACGAAACAUUCUUAGAUGAAUGACCAAAAGGAUUCUAUAUAUAAAUAAAAAUAAAGAAAUGAAAAGAUAGAAACAUUGACGGAGGACGGAACAGUAUUUCUCCCUCUGACGUCGCAAGCCGAUGACCUUUAAUACAAUCAUUGCACAGAAUAAAUAAAUGAUUACUUAAAAUAAAAAUAAUUCGGGACCAUACAGGAGCCCACAUACCAAUGAUUAAAAGAAACUCAGCUUUGGGACGUUAGAACAGGGUUAAACCGCGAGGACGAGUAACGCACCCUCUCAAAAAUGACGAAAUCUUGGAAAUUUCCACGUAUAUAUUGAUACGAGUCAAUCUAAGAAUGAUAUGACUCCGAUUGAAAUAAAUGAAAAGAAAAACGAAUAAUUUAAAUACAAAAGAGAAAUCAUAAUUCAGAAAAAUAGAUAAAUUCGACUGUUGCAUCAAAAAGGAUGCAUGAAAAGUCAAGAAAUAACGUAAACUAAAUAUUCCAUAAGACAAUGGCCAUGAAAAGUUAUGAAAAAAUAGAAUUUGUUAAUAAACAAUUAACAAACAUUUAUAACAACAAAAUGCAAAUCAGUGGAAAAGAAAGAACGAUCACCGGGGUAAGCACCCACCAAAAAUCUUUUCUUAAUCUUCAUAAACAGUUGAGAUAUUUAUUUUUGAAGUUUCAUACAGACACAUACAAGCCCAUGUAUCCGUGUGUCCACAAAACUUUGGAAAAUUCUAGCGUACGCAUUAUUGAUGAUGGAGAAAUGGUUUCCAUACAAAAGGGACUCCAUAUUCUGAAAACUAUUUAUUUCACUCAUAAAAAUAAUAAAAUUUAUUAACAAAUAUAAUUGUUGUAAACAAAAUAUACAUGAAAUAUUCUACGAACAAUUCACAAAAAUCGUAAAAGGAAGUUCUGUAGAUCCUAAAUAUGUAUUUCAAAAAUCUCUUCUUAAUCUUCAUAAAUAGUGAAGAUAUUCAUUUUUAAACUUUUACACACACCCACACAUACAAACCCAUGUAUCGGUGUGUCCACAAAAACUUUGGAAAAUUCUAGCGUCCGCAUUAUUGACGAUAGAGAAAUGGUUUCCAGACAAAAAAGGACUCCAUAUAUUGAAAACUAUUUAUUCCAUUCAUAAAAAUGAUAAAAAUUAUUAACAAAUAUAAUUGUUGUAAACAAAACGUACAUGAAAAAUCCUGUAAACAAUUCAGAAAAAUCGUAAAAGGAAGUUCAGUAGAUCCUUGAUAUGUAACAAAAAAAAUCUUUUCUUAAUCUUCAUAAACAGUGAAGAUAUUGAUUUUUAAAUAAUUCACACUAUACACACACACUCAAAUCCUUGUAUCGGUGUAUGCAAAUAAAGUUCGAGAAUUGAUAGCGCUUUCCCUAUGGGACAUAUGCAAAAACAUCCCAUAUAGAAACUACGGCAUAAAUUGUGAACUACAAAAAUAUGUAAUAAAAAAUUGUAAAAGUCAAUAGACAAAACUGAAUGUCUAUUGACAUGUCAUUAAGAAUUACCCCUAAAAAAUCUAAAAUUGGCGAAAUUAGUGCAUUUAAAUAACAAGAACAAGAAUAUGAAAGAAAAUUAAACAAAACUCAACAAUUUAAACAUGUCAAUUUUGAUAAAUUAGCGAUCUUAAUUGUAAAUGUUAAUAACCACGAAAUUAAUGAACGAAUUGCUACCGAAAAAUCCAUAAAAAUAGUCCACUGAAUCCUCUAACGACUGAGCCAUUGAUUAGAUUUUUCACGUUAUAAACAACGCCAUUAAAAGUUAAUAAACAUUUUUCAAGGUCAAGUCAAUAUCUCCGAAAGUUGUAUAGUUAAGAAAAUGAAAAUUUAUGGAAAAAUGCUAUAAAAUGUGGACAUUUGAAUGGAUGAAUAAUUGUUCCUGAUUACUGAAAAAUACUAUUGUUAUUAACAAUUGAAAUGUUAUAAAAAAUUGUCAAAAAAGUUUUAAUACUAGAAUCGUAUUUCUAGACCAAAAAUAGGGUCAAAAACGAAUUUUGUCAAAUUUGUCAAGAGACAAUGUCAAUAGACAAAAAUUGCUUAUAGUAGUACCAUGAGGAUGCCAAAAGGAUCCAUUUAAGCUAUAGUGAAAAUCACGUUCAAAAAUUAAUUUUAAAACAGAAAAAUCAUUGUCAAAAUAUCAGAAAUAAUUUUUAAGAAUUAAAAAUGUAAAAAUGAAAAAUGUAAUAAGGCAUAAGAGAAUGUCACAGCAUUAGAUGAGACUACACACAGAACAUAUGAAUACGCAUCACGCGCCAUCCCUACUCUCAGUCAAGUGGAGUUGCACGUUAAACGAAGCAUCCCCACCAUCCCUACUACUGGAUAGCGUGCGCCAACGAUCGACGCGGUGAAUAAUCGGUCAGAGUAGUCUCAGUGCCGCAGAGAAACGGCAGUUCAACUUCAACAUCAGCCAGCAGCAGUCAUCUCUCCGAAGAGCUCCGGGAACAUUAAAUCGACUAAGUUCCAAAUUAUUUUUGGACUUAGAAAAUAUUUCAAAAGAAAACGUCAAUAAGUGAAAUCAAAAAAAAAACUUUAUUCAAAAAGACUACAGAAAACGUAUCAUCCAUCCAGCCAAGCAGCCGUCCAGACAGCGACCCAAAGGACUAAUUAUAAAAGAAACAACGAAAGUGAGUAACGUGAGGAAAACAUUUAUUCUUUCUACCCGGAUGUCGUUUGAUAUUCCAAAAAAGGAAAGUUUAACCACUAUUUACGGUUUUCGGUAAAUUCUCAACGUUAAAAUAAAUCAAUCUAGCAUGUCCUUCUUAAAAUCGGCAAGUCAAAUUUUAAUCGGCUACCGCUCGACGGUUAAAAAUUGUUAUUUCGGCUUCCCUAAAUUACUAAGAUCAAAAACGGAAGGACAAUAUUGAAACAAUGACACCAACUGAGAUUUUAUUUCUUUUAAUAACACCAAAUUCACCGGAAAUACGUAACAAAAAUGGUGCUAAGUGUGGGGUUUUUCUCAGUCACUUUUUCGUUUUUUUUUAUUGCAUUAGUUGGCUGGUCGCACACGUAAUUUUAAUCUAAUGAAUUUUAGCACUUUUAACGCCUAUCAUCCUAGAAGAUACGAUAUACUGACCAAUGUUCGUUUUUCGUUUCAUCCUUCAUUUUAUUUUACUCGAGUUUUUUUUUGUUCUGAAAGAAAAAAAGUAAAUCUCAAAAAUUAAUCGAUUAAUUCAACUCGUUACCAUAUAUAUAUUCAUACAGAUUCAUUGUUUUUUUUUUGAUUUUUGAAAUACAUUAACAAAAUUUAUAUAUAUAGAUAUCAAUACUUGCAUCAAUCAAAAUGGAUAAUUACGAAACGAAUGUGGGUGAGAUACCAGAGCAAUUAGAAGAAGCCCGCGAGCUUAAUCAACAACUCUUGGAAAGAUUGAAAUUAAUCGAAGAACAGGCCCAAAUAAUUAAAGACCUACAAGCUUCAGUAAAACAAUUGAAAGAAUGUCAAACGCAGACUAGUAAUUCUCCGUCGGAAGGAGACUUUGAACGACCCAAUAUUUCAAAUCAAAAUUAUUUGGCAACUAACGUAAUUCUGGAUGAGAUGGCUACCCUUAAGAAUGACAUAGAUUUAUUGAAAAAUAAAACUGCACAAUCACAACCCAGCAAUACACCUAUCAAUGCGCACUACAUUCCGAGUAGAAUCACAGUUAAAGAUGCACUCUCGUAUAUACCUUCUUUUGACGGUUACAAUAUAACAGUUACACAAUUUAUGAGAGCUUGCAAUCGUGCAUGCUCUAUGCUCGACCAGUCUACCGUUCCCAUGUUUUUAGCACUUGUUCGUCAGAAAUUUAAAGGACGUGCACGAAUAACCUUAGAAAAUUUGGAAUAUCAAACACCUCUGGAACUUGAAACUAAUUUACGCAACUUUUUUGAUCCUUAUAAAACUGCAAAUGAAUUGAAAGCAGCGCUUGAGAAUGUUUGCAAGAAAUCGCAAGAGCAUGUUGUAGAUUACAUUAACCACGUUAAAAGCCUCUAUUCUGAUGUAAUUAAAACUGAAACGCUUGAAAGAGAAUAUUUAACAGUAGAAGAUGUCACUAAACUUGAAAAAGAUACUAUUAGAGCCUUUCUGAAUGGUCUUCCACCUUCGCUUCGUAUCCAAUGCUUAUCUAAACCCCAUACGACUCUAGAUGAAACAUUUAAAAAUACAAUCGAAGUGUAUAAAAUCCACGAACGCGACAUGACUCGAUUUCACGAGCCCCAAAAUUUUAUUGGCACAACUCAAACUAACUCACACAGCUCUGGAGUUAAUGCAAACAUUCCACAAGAGGACAACCGCGUUUUCAAUCGACGGGACAACGAAACUUCACAUCGAAACGGGUUCAGCAAAACACCACAAGGGUUUAGUAACUCAAAAGCAAUAUCUCAAAAUAGAUAUCACAAUAAUCAUCCCAGGAAUUUCAGCAACCCAGGUUCAUGGAAUAAUCAUCGCUUUUCUGCAAAUCGAAACAAUUUUAGUUCCUUUAAUAAUACUGGUACUCAAAAUUAUUCAAGUAAUAGCAAUUUUGGGCAGGAAAACGGCAAUAAACCAAGCUAUAUACCGGGAGUUUUUUGUGAAUUAUGUCGAUCGCCAGGGCAUAACUUGAGUAACUGUAGAAAGUUAGCUUACAUGAACAGACAAAAAGAAAUGAAUUCAAAAAAUGGCCAACUCCCCGAACAGAAUAUUGGCGGGUUUACGGGGAGCAAUCCGAAUCAAAUCCCGUCACUAUCUCAAAACCCGUGCAACCAAUCGAGCGAAAAUCAAAUCCAACCGAAUUUCCCCUCGACUUCGGGAACAACCACGGGAACUCAAUAAAACGCGAUUGCACACUACGAAGUUCUAAAUUAAAUAUUCAGGACACUUUGAAAAGCGCAAUUAAUAGUAAUAUAAAUAUUUCCGGAGCGGAUCUAGCGAAAAUCCCGAUCAAAACCAUAGAAGAAUUAUACGUCGAUCAAAGAGCACGAACAAUUAAUGCCAUCAAAACACAUGAAGGGCUUAGGGCGUUAUGGGAACAAAAACCAUCAUUAAUGCGGUACGGACUCGGAUAUCAUGAAGAAUUGAGACAGAAAUCCCGGGGGUUAAAAAAAGUACAGGACUCAGUUAAUAAUAAUCAAUUCGAAAAAAAUAAUUCAGAGACGAACGUUAACAUUAAUUGUAUACCUGACGAACCGAUUAAUGCGAUAGUUUCCCCAGUAGAAUCAGAGAUUAAAAUUUCCACAGAAAAUACAAAAAUAAAUUCCGAUUGUUCCAUUAACACCACUGCGCGGCGCGCGUCUGAACAACUAUCUAACGCUAAUGAAUCCGUAGCUACAAAUCCUCCCAAUCGAACACAUACGGAAUCAAAUAACCCUAAAACAUCAUCAAUUGAAACUAGCGAUGUCCAUCAUCUAAAAGAAGCACAAUUAGACACGGAAAAAUCAAUUGAAAAUCUCAGAUUAACCGCGCCCGUAAAACCCAAUGGAUCUAGUGAGAGGACUACUGCAGAAAAACUUCUCGAUUCGAAAGGACAGACAGAAUUAAAGCCUUAUUCUCGUAUUGCUCACGUGCAAAUUGGAAAAACAAAGAUCGCGUCCGUUACAUUAUACUCAUCACAAUUAAAAUUACCAACGGUGAUGAUGAUCGAUAGUGGUGCGGAAGUCAAUUUAAUUAAAAUCAGCGCUCUUAAUUUUCACGCCCCAAUGAAUAACAAAGACAUUAUUGAGCUUCACGGUAUUACUGACAAUUUUAUUAAAACCCUUGGAACCGUUUUAAUUAACAUUGAUAACUAUUCCAUAAAAUUUCAUGUAGUGAGCGACAAUCUUCCUAUAAUUCAGGCCGGAAUUAUUGGCGCAGAAUUUUUCCAUGAGUUCAGAGCCACUCUUUCGUAUGAAUCUAAAACUUUUUCUUUCCAUAAUGUAGUGAUGGAAAUAACUUACGACGACUAUCAAACAAUUCCUAAAAAUUCUUCCUGUGCAUUUACAGUUCAAUUAACCAAAGAUUCACCCACGGUUGGCCUUAUCUCGGAUAUUUACAUUGCAGACAAGGUUUCCAUAAUUGGAAGUCCAGAAUUGAAUAUUCAAGGAAACGCAUACAUCAGAGCUAUCAAUCAAAGUGAUCAAGAUUUGACCUUGCCUACGCCUGUGAUUAAGAUGGGCCAGUGUAGUUGGUUAACAUGUAGAGGAGAGACUGAUGCACAGCGCGAACUGAUCCGCGAAAACAAUUUUCAAGAAGAGCCUAAUUCUCAUAUUCAAAAACUCGACUAUCUAAGUCACAAGCCAAAUUGGUUCGCAAGUCCACCUCUCGAUACUAUUCCCAUUAAUGUAGUCUCAAGCGAUAAACUCACUGCUGAACGUGCAAAAUCUAUACAAAACCUCCUCUAUCUCGAUCAUUUGACUGAAACAGAAAAUACUGUAAUUACUGAACUCAUUAGCCAACACCAAGACCUUUUUGUUCUUAAUGGCGAAGCUUUAGGUGCUACAAAUGCUAUUUUUCAUCAAAUUAAUACAAUAGAUGACGUACCUGUAUUCAAACGACAAUAUAGAUUCCCUCCUAUUCACAAAGACGAAAUUAUAAAACAAUGUACAGAAUUAGAGGCAAGAGGUAUAAUUAAACCAUCCGAUUCGCCCUAUAGUUCUCCCAUUUGGAUAGUUCCGAAAAAGGAAGAUUCCUUAGGAAAUAAAAGAUGGAGAAUGGUAAUUGACUACCGAUCUCUCAAUGAAAAAACCAUCGGGGACGCCUACCCUCUCCCAAACAUUAAUGAAAUAUUAGACCAGUUGGGAAAUGCCCAAUAUUUCUCAAGCUUUGACCUUGCUAGUGGAUUCCAUCAAAUCCCUAUUCAUCCUAAUGACACACAUAAAACCGCAUUCUCUACACCCUAUCAGCACUAUGAGUUUACGCGCAUGCCCUUCGGUCUCAAAAACGCACCCCCAACAUUCCAAAGAAUGAUGGAUAAAGUCCUAAUUGGAUUACAGGGUAAAGAAUUAUUCGUCUACAUGGAUGAUAUAGUGAUCUAUUCUCAGACUCUUGAAGAGCAUGUUCGAAAGUUUCAAAAUUUAAGUGAGCGCUUACGAAAGGCUGGUUUGCAACUCGAACCGGAUAAAUGUCACUUUUUAAAGAAAGAGAUCAAUUAUCUGGGACACAUUAUAUCAUCUGAUGGAGUACGUCCGGAACCAAAAAAAUUAACAGCUGUCCAAAAUUUUCCAAGACCAACCAAUCAGAAAAAUAUCAGACAAUUUCUUGGCCUAACCGGGUAUUACCGUCGAUUCAUCCCAAAUUAUGC
Diachasmimorpha longicaudata is the source of this 7872-nucleotide messenger RNA. RefSeq lists its product as uncharacterized. NCBI's taxonomy places the organism in Eukaryota, Metazoa, Arthropoda, Insecta, Hymenoptera, Braconidae. The transcript is spliced from 2 exons. The record is from RefSeq and is a predicted model, not a curated record. Bases 3927 to 5429 code for a protein of 500 amino acids.